AUGUCCUACCCUCGCAUCGGGGAGGUGCGGGGCGGGACUUCCGGCGCGCCGGGGCCGCGGUGGGAGGUGCACGCGCUCGGACUCGGAGCGGCCCGGCCCCGGACACGUGGGCCCGGCCGCGGGGACCACCUCCGGUCCCCCGGAAGCGCCGACGCCGUUCCUUCCAGCCUCCGGGCCUUCGGGGGUUGGGUCGUCCCCUCAGUGGCGGGGGCCAGAGGCCUGACUCGGUUAUCCAGAGACAAUGGCCCCGAUGGGAUGGAGCCCGAAGGCGUCAUCGAGAGUAACUGGAACGAGAUCGUUGACAGCUUUGACGACAUGAACCUCUCCGAGUCCCUUCUCCGGGGCAUCUAUGCCUAUGGUUUCGAGAAGCCUUCUGCCAUCCAGCAGCGAGCCAUUCUUCCUUGUAUCAAGGGUUAUGAUGUGAUCGCUCAAGCCCAGUCUGGGACUGGGAAAACAGCCACUUUUGCCAUAUCGAUUCUGCAGCAGAUUGAAUUGGAUCUCAAGGCCACACAGGCCUUGGUCCUGGCGCCCACUAGAGAGCUGGCUCAGCAGAUACAGAAGGUGGUCAUGGCGUUGGGAGAUUACAUGGGUGCCUCCUGCCAUGCCUGCAUCGGAGGGACCAAUGUACGUGCCGAGGUGCAGAAGCUUCAGAUGGAAGCACCCCAUAUCAUUGUGGGGACCCCGGGACGUGUGUUCGACAUGCUUAACCGGAGAUACCUAUCUCCCAAAUACAUCAAGAUGUUUGUGCUGGAUGAAGCUGACGAAAUGUUAAGCCGCGGGUUCAAGGACCAGAUCUAUGACAUAUUCCAGAAGCUCAACAGUAACACCCAGGUGGUCUUGCUGUCUGCUACGAUGCCUUCCGAUGUGCUCGAGGUGACCAAGAAGUUCAUGAGGGACCCCAUUCGAAUUCUGGUCAAGAAGGAGGAGUUGACCCUGGAGGGUAUCCGCCAGUUCUACAUCAAUGUGGAACGAGAGGAGUGGAAGCUGGACACACUGUGCGACUUGUACGAGACCCUGACCAUCACGCAGGCAGUCAUCUUCAUCAACACCCGAAGGAAGGUCGAUUGGCUCACCGAGAAGAUGCACGCCCGAGACUUCACCGUGUCCGCGAUGCACGGAGACAUGGACCAAAAGGAGCGAGACGUUAUCAUGAGGGAGUUCCGCUCUGGCUCUAGCAGAGUAUUGAUCACCACUGACCUACUGGCCAGAGGCAUUGACGUCCAGCAGGUUUCCUUAGUCAUCAACUACGACCUUCCCACCAACAGGGAAAACUACAUCCACAGAAUUGGUCGCGGUGGACGAUUUGGCCGUAAGGGUGUGGCUAUCAACAUGGUGACAGAAGAAGACAAGAGGACACUUCGAGACAUCGAGACCUUCUACAACACCUCCAUUGAGGAGAUGCCCCUCAAUGUUGCUGACCUCAUCUGAGGGGCUGUCCUGCGCCCUGGCCCUACCCAGGCUUCAGUCCUUGGGGGGCUGAAGAGGAGCAGGAGGGGGGAGGGAAGGGAGCCAAGG
Molecule: messenger RNA, 1515 nt
Organism: Puma concolor (puma)
Lineage: Eukaryota; Metazoa; Chordata; Mammalia; Carnivora; Felidae
Source: RefSeq, a predicted model, not a curated record